Molecule: messenger RNA, 1100 nt
Organism: Hemicordylus capensis (graceful crag lizard)
Lineage: Eukaryota; Metazoa; Chordata; Lepidosauria; Squamata; Cordylidae
Product: ropporin-1
Exons: 6
Coding region: 168-809 (213 amino acids)
Source: RefSeq, a predicted model, not a curated record
CUAGAGCUGCAGUUAAACAAAGGGCCCAGCACUGAGUUAGUGCAAGGGCCCAUCUUGGGUCGAAGCAGCGUGAAGCCCCCGAUAGAGCCUGGUGUGACUGUCCCAAAACAGCGGCUGGGUGAUCUUCACUAAGAGGCUGAGUCCCCUCAGCCUCCGGCACAGUAAUUAUGCCACAAACAGAUAAGCAAGUAUGCAUCCCUCCGGAGCUUCCAGAUUUGCUGAAGCAGUUUACAAAAGCUGCUAUUCGGACUCAGCCUCCAGAUCUGAUCCAAUGGGCUUCCGAAUAUUUUAGUGCUAUGGCCCGUGGAGAGGUUCCUCCAGUAAGAGAGCGACCAGAAAGAGUCCCUUUAUCAAACUGGGCAGAGCUUACUCCAGAGCUCUUAAAGGUCUUACACCAGAGAGUUGGUGGAAGACUGAUAGUCCAUGUAGAUGAAUUAGCUCAGAUGUGGAAGGUGCUGAAUCUUCCAACAGAUUUGUUUGAGAGUGUUAUGAAUGUUGGGCGUUUCACAGAAGAAAUUGAAUGGCUCAAGUUUUUAGCUCUGGCCUGUAGCUCUCUUGGAGUUACUAUUGCAAAAACUCUGAAGAUAAUAUGUGAGGUUUUAUCCAACGAGGGUGACACUGGACCGUGUGCACGUAUCCCCUUCAGUACUUUCCAGUUUCUCUACACUUACAUUGCUGAAGUAGAUGGGGAGAUUUCAGCAUCUCAUGUCAGCCGAAUGCUGAAUUACAUUGAACAGGAGAUCAUUGGGCCAGAUGGCUUGAUCAAGGUCACUGACUUUACUCAAAACCCUCGAGUCAGGUUGGAGUAAGAUCUCGAUACAUCAUGCACUUAGUAGGAAGACAUCGAAACAGAGGACCGAAUAGGAGUUACAAAUAGGCCAGCCUCUCAGUCUCUUUUUUCGCUUUAUGUCCAUUAAUAAACUGUUUGGCAAAGCAACCAAUAAGAAAGAUGGAAACAUAGAUUGAGAAGGUGCUACUGGAAUAGAGCACAGUCUGCUGUUAACUAUAUCUGGUGCUAUGAUAAACACACGUCCACCCAAAUAAAUAUCAUAGACUACCAAGUAGUAUAUAAACCUAUUAUAUUAAAUAUAUUUAAGGUC